Messenger RNA from Siniperca chuatsi (mandarin fish), 6493 nucleotides. Its product is annotated as cullin-5-like. Gene Ontology annotation, molecular function: ubiquitin protein ligase binding. The record is from RefSeq and is a predicted model, not a curated record. Gene Ontology annotation, biological process: SCF-dependent proteasomal ubiquitin-dependent protein catabolic process; protein ubiquitination. The coding region runs from base 1049 to 3391 and encodes 780 amino acids. The transcript has 19 exons. Lineage: Eukaryota; Metazoa; Chordata; Actinopteri; Centrarchiformes; Sinipercidae. Gene Ontology annotation, cellular component: Cul5-RING ubiquitin ligase complex; SCF ubiquitin ligase complex.
UAUAAAUUAAUUGUGAAAAUAACUGAAUAUAUAUUUGAAAAAUAGUGAGUGCAGAGGUACAACUCCAAAAUCCUUACUGAGGUAGUACAAUGGCUUGUUAGAGACAGUAACUUGGUGUAUGUGCUAUAUACGAGUAAAAAUAAAAAGAUGAUAUAUAAAACUGUGUUUCUGGUAAAAGCUCAUCAAUACAGGCUCCUUCUUCUUCUUCUUUCAAUAAACGUUAUGGUGAAUUACCACCUCCAACUGGAUCCACUAAUUAUUAAAUAAAAGACAUUUAAACACACCAUAGUUAUGUUCUCUCUUUCAAGUUUGUUCUCCUAAGAUACUGAAACAACAAUAGAUAACACUUCUCUCUAGGACUUCUUUGUAAAGGAUCACUUAAAUCAAACCACAUGUUUAUUUCUUUAAGGUCCAGUGUCAGUUCCCCUCUCUCAGCAUCAUAUUUUGGACAGUAAAACACGUUCUACAGUUCUUUCUUCUUGUAUUACGUUUUCCUAUUUUGUACUGUUUAAUCCUGUAUGACCAAAACGUAGCCUGGAUAUUAUUGUUUCCUCUUUACUGGUUCUCACUGUUUCUCUCAUCAUACCUCUUUGAAUGUUGUAUAACCACCUUCCUGUUCUCUCUUCUUCUUACUGCUUUUGCCACCUUUCUUUCAACUGAUGCUUAACUGUGGUCUUCAUUUCCGUUUUUACUAAGGGCCACUGUAAUGUCAGUGUGAUUCGUUUUUGUGGCUUCCUUUGCACACUUGUCAGCUAUUUAAUUUCCUUUAAUUCCUAUACAUGCUGGUACCCAUGCAAAUAUCAUAUUUAGCCCCAUCAUUUGAAUUAUAUAUAGUGUUUGCUGUAUCUCUAUUAAGACUUCUGGUCUGCUGUCUGAAUGGCUGCUCUCAAAAGUCUUAAACCCAUCAUAAUGCUAUCAAUAUAAGCUAUCUAUGUGUUUGGUUUUUAGCUACAAGAAAGUAUAUUUCAGUGUGCAGGGUUACCAUGACCUAAUCCUGAGCUGUAGCACCUGUCUCGCGAGAGUCUGCGAGGUGAUAAGUUGAAGAAACAUGGCGACGUCUAAUUUGUUAAAGAACAAGGGGUCCUUGCAGUUUGAGGACAAGUGGGAUCUGAUGCGGCCCAUCGUUCUCAAGCUGCUCCGACAGGAGGCCGUCACCAAGCAACAGUGGUUCGACUUGUUCUCAGAUGUCCAUGCUGUGUGUCUAUGGGAUGAUAAAGGACCAGCCAAAAUCCACCAAGCCCUCAAAGAGGACAUCCUAGACUUCAUCAAACAAGCACAGGCUCGGGUGCUGAGCCACCAGGAUGACACAGCACUGCUAAAGGCCUACAUUGUAGAGUGGAGGAAGUUCUUCACCCAGUGCGACAUCCUGCCCAAACCCUUCUGUCAGUUAGAGAUUACGCUGAUGGGCAAACAGGGCAGCAACAAGAAAACAAACAUGGAGGACAGCAUCGUACGCAAGCUAAUGCUGGACACAUGGAACGAGUCAAUCUUUUCCAACAUUAAAAGUCGUCUGCAGGACAGCGCCAUGAAGCUGGUGCAUGCUGAGAGGCAGGGGGAGGCCUUCGACUCCCAGCUUGUUAUUGGAGUACGAGAGUCGUACGUGAACCUGUGUUCGAACCCAGAGGACAAGCUGCAGAUCUACAGGGAUAACUUUGAGAAAGCAUACCUGGACUCCACAGAGAGAUUUUACAGAACACAGGCACCGUCCUACCUGCAACAGAAUGGCGUCCAGAACUACAUGAAAUUUGCAGACGCAAAGCUGAGAGAAGAGGAGAAGAGAGCACUUAGAUAUCUAGAGACACGUCGUGAAUGUAACUCUGUUCAAGCACUUAUGGAGUGUUGUGUGAAUGCUCUGGUGACCUCGUUCAAAGAGACAAUCCUAGCUGAAUGUCCAGGCAUGAUCAAACGCAACGAGACAGACAAGCUGCACCUGAUGUUUUCGCUGAUGGACAAAGUUCCCAACGGGAUCGAACCCAUGCUGAAAGACCUGGAAGAACAUAUCGUCAGUGCUGGACUAGCAGACAUGGUGGCUGCUGCCGAGACUAUCACUACUGACUCUGAGAAGUAUGUGGAGCAGUUGUUAACUUUGUUCAACCGCUUCAGUAAGCUGGUGAAGGAGGCCUUCCAGGACGACCCUCGCUUCCUCACAGCAAGAGAUAAGGCUUACAAGGCUGUUGUCAAUGAUGCCACAAUCUUCAAACUGGAGCUGCCUAUGAAACAGAAAGGUGUGGGUAUGAAGACUCAGCCAGAGUCAAAGUGUCCUGAGCUGCUGGCAAACUACUGUGACAUGCUGCUGAGGAAAACUCCUCUCAGCAAGAAACUCACCUCAGAGGAAAUCGAGCUCAAACUCAAAGAAGUGCUCUUGGUUUUGAAGUACGUCCAGAAUAAAGACGUGUUCAUGCGUUAUCACAAAGCUCACCUGACCAGGCGCCUGAUUCUGGACAUUUCAGCAGACAGCGAGAUUGAAGAGAACAUGGUGGAGUGGCUGAGAGAAGUAGGAAUGCCUGCCGAUUAUGUGAACAAGCUGGCCAGGAUGUUUCAGGACAUCAAGGUCUCAGAUGACCUCAAUCAGGUCUUCAAAGAGAUGCACAAACACAACAAGCUGGCACUGCCAGCGGACAGUGUGAACAUUAAGAUCCUGAACGCCGGAGCUUGGUCACGAAGCAGUGAGAAAGUUUUCGUCUCGCUGCCCACGGAGCUGGAGGACCUGAUUCCAGAGGUGGAAGACUUCUACAAGAGGAAUCACAGUGGUCGCAAACUCCACUGGCAUCACCUCAUGUCCAACGGCAUUAUCACCUUUAAAAAUGCAGUGGGUCAGUACGACCUGGAGGUGACCACGUUCCAGCUGGCGGUGUUGUUCGCCUGGAACCAAAGACCCAAAGAGAGAAUCAGCUUUGAGAACCUCAAACUGGCCACAGAGCUGCCUGAUGCAGAACUACGCCGUACACUCUGGUCUCUGGUGGCCUUCCCCAAGCUGAAGAGACAGGUGUUGUCUUAUGACCCUCCAGUUAACUCACCCAAAGACUUCACAGACAGCACACUCUUCUAUGUCAACCAGGAGUUCUCACUCAUAAAAAACUCCAAAGUUCAGAAGCGAGGAAAGAUCAAUCUGAUUGGCCGGCUGCAGCUGACCACAGAGCGAAUGAGAGAAGAGGAGAAUGAAGGAAUCGUUCAGCUCAGAAUACUCAGAACUCAGGAGGCCAUCAUCCAAAUCAUGAAGAUGAGGAAGAGGAUCAGCAACGCUCAGCUGCAGACGGAGCUGGUGGAGAUCCUGAAGAACAUGUUUCUGCCUCAGAAGAAGAUGAUCAAGGAGCAGAUCGAGUGGCUCAUUGAACACAAGUACAUAACGAGGGACGAGACAGACAUCAACACCUUCAUCUACAUAGCCUAGGCAGCGAGGGAGGGAGCACUUUCUUGCUCUGUUUUUUACUCCUGGCCUGUGACCUGCGCUUUAAAAACCUGCAAGAGGAGAGGGACGAGGAACAAAAGGAUGUGUUUGAAGAAAAGGAGAGAGGUGAUGAUGAGUAGGGAGUGUGUUGAAGGACGAGGAAGAGCCUUUUCAACAAAAGUGUGGAUAUUUUCUGUGUUUGUGAGACACGAGUGUGUUGUCGGAAUGUCUUUUCGAUGGCGUAGAGUUGAGUCAUCGGACUGUCUGUUUGUCUCUGCUGCCCUCUAGUGUCAAUCAGAGGAGAUGGACGGCAGCGUGCGCCGGUUGCCAACAGCUCAGAAGAGAAAAAAAUAGUGACAUUAUUAAAUUAAAUACUUCCUGCCUUACUUUCAUCAGCAACAGACUGCAGAAGAAGAGGAGGAGCAGUGAGGAGGGAAGGGAGGACAAAUGUAAUAAAGCUGAUAUCAAUCCUUUGCUUUCACUUAAUGCCACAGCUGCCAUCUUAGCGGCAGCCAUUUUGCAUCCCUCCUAUUCUACAUUUGUCUUAUCUUUGAAUUGGGAAUGCAAAAUGCCGCGAGUGAAAGCUGCCAUUGAGGAGGAGUGGACACAGAUGGGGAGAUUAGUUGAAACUACCGAGGAGUAUUUUGCCAAAUUGUGUGUGCGUGUGUGUGUGUGUGUGUGCGUGUGUGUGUUUGGGAGCAUGGUUUAUAUCUGGUCUUUUAGAUGUGUCUGCACUUUCAACAGCAUGCUGCUUUAUGAUUUUUGUUUGUUUUUGUUCAGUGGAGGAUCUGUCACACUUUGUGGUUGUGUCUGAGAAGGUUGGGAAAUCAAGACCAGCCACUAUUUAAAUGCUGAUAUUUUCUUUUUCUUUUUAUCCCCUGAGGCAGGGAAAGCUUGUCAACAGGUAAACAAGACCCUUGUCUGUGUUACGAAAUGAUCAUACUGCAAACUAUUUAUUUGGUGUGUAAAGACCCGUGCUCUGAAAAUUGUGAGAUUAAAUACCAGCUGAAUGCAUCAAAGAGGGACACGUCUAGAAUUGUGAGCAGAUACUUACAGGUACGGCAGUAAAAUAGAAACACAAAUACUUACAUAGACUAGAUUGAAGCUCCAUUACUGAAUUUUCACCUCAUUAAUCCACUUCAUUCUUUGCACAAUGUCAGUACCAAGAAAAACUGUUAAAACUAAAACAACAUAAAUCUAUUCCAUUAAGGUUCAAAAUGAAUGAACUGCUGUUUUUUUGGGGGGGUCUUUUUCCCCAAUGAGAACUCUGUCUGAGCUGUUGUUCAUAUGGCGUCAUGUUGUGUGUGAUCCAACGGGCCCCAUACUCUUUAACAGAAAUGUGACUCAUUCUCAAAGUGAAUGUGUUGAAGCAAAGCAGAUGGUGCAUAUCAGCCGUGGUUUUAAUUGUAUUGGUGAUGAUGAUGUGGCUAUUUGAGUUACCUCUCUGGUUUUUAUUUUCAGUCUCAGUGGAGAAGCUAUACACUACGAUCAAUACUUUCCUGGUUCAGACUUAUCGCAAGUUAUUUUGAUUUUAUUCUCGAUGGCCAGAUAUGUAUGUAGGGGUUGUUGUCCAGUCCAGUCCAUUGUAAGAAAUAGAGGUCAAAAUCCACGAAACUCAUUCCAACAUUCAGCUGAAGCUGAUGUGAUGCUUCAGAAGUCUGACUGAUCCUGCUGCCACUGUUAACAGGUGUAAAACUGUAUUUUGUGACCCAUCAGAGUCUAUAAUGAUGAUAAUAACAAUAAUAAUAACUUUAUGGAGCACCACAACGCCACCGGUUUGACUCCAGCCGGCGAGCUUUGUUGCAUGUCAUGCCACUCUCUCUCCCCCCAUUUCCUGUCUGCCUCUUCACUCUCACUCUGUCCAAUAAAAAGAUAUCUUAACAAUAAUAACUUUAUUUAUACAGCACCUUUCAAAACAAAAGUUACAAAGUGCUUUACAAUAAAAGCAAAGAAUUAGAGUAAACUAAAUAUAAAACAAGAUAAAAUAAUUCAAAUAAUUACAACAAAUACAGUUAAGAAAAAGCCAUAAGAUGAAAGUGAGCGAACAAGUAUGAAACAUUGUGCAACAUUAUGAAAUCAAUUCAAGACAGUUCAAGGAUAUUUUCAGUUAAAUUAUACUGUAUGUCUUUUUUAAUACAAAGUUAACUUUCACUGAAGCAAGUGAAAUUAUAUUUUUUACUUGAAUAAUGUAAUGAUGAAAUCAGUCGCAAAGCUGCUUCUAUUUCUGCAGUGCACUUUUUCCUCUGUGACCUGAUUGGGAGUUUCAGCUAUUAGCUAAUAGCACUUUCCUACCUCAGUGGACAAAGCGCUUUGCAAUUUGCCUCUCAGUCACAUGUUUUGUUAGCUGUUACCUAAAACAGUGACCUCAUUGUAUUUACGUAGGUUGAUCUUGUUUGCUAGUCGUGAUGGCAGAAACUGGGGGUCCGUAGUGGGCAGUAGAUCCAGUAUUAACUUAUCAAAGAUGUAUCAGUGUAUAUGUCAGCCAAGAAGUAACAAGAAAUUGCUUCCAAAGAUGUUUGGAAGUAAUUUAGAAACAUACUCCAUUACAUAGUUUGUCCACCAGAGAGUGCUGACAAGAUCAUUUUUCAACAGUAAAAUGUCCCGUUCAGUACAUAUCUUUACAUUCAAAACAAAAAAACCCAACAAUCGGUGAAUUGGCUUAGUCAGACAGCUGAAGCUUCAGUGUUGGAUCGUGUUUUUGUGAGACUUUUUUGCAGUGGAGGCUAGUAUGGAGAGGAAAAUGCAUUACUGGGACUCUACAUACAGUUGGGCAGAGAAGCAUAAAAUCAAUCUGAAUCUAUUCAAAAGUUUUAUUGCAAAAUUAAUGUUUAAUAUUAAUAAUAUAUAAAGUUGAAUCACACCGUGGGAUAUUUAAGUCAUGACUCACCUUAGACCUUGCUUUUUAUUUGCUACCAGGGAUAAACUUGUUUUUACUUAUGAAUUAUUUUUCUAUGCAUUACAGUUUACAAUGAAUAUUGUAAUGAAACUCUUAAUUUUCUGUUUUAAGUACAAAUCCUGAAACGUUUGGAACGGUAUGGAAAACUUGAUCCUAAACCCUCAUGAUGUGACAAAUCACCUUCUUGAUGCAUAAAAUCGUACAGUCUG